This is a messenger RNA of Sebastes umbrosus (honeycomb rockfish), 2227 nucleotides long. Its product is annotated as high-affinity choline transporter 1-like. Gene Ontology annotation, cellular component: plasma membrane. The record is from RefSeq and is a predicted model, not a curated record. Gene Ontology annotation, biological process: acetylcholine biosynthetic process; transmembrane transport; choline transport. NCBI's taxonomy places the organism in Eukaryota, Metazoa, Chordata, Actinopteri, Perciformes, Sebastidae. Bases 101 to 1783 code for a protein of 560 amino acids. Gene Ontology annotation, molecular function: choline:sodium symporter activity. The transcript has 9 exons.
ACAAGAGACUUUGGAAAAUGUCACUUAAUGAGAAGAGGUCUAAUUAGCCAGAUUAACUGAAAACACCUGUCGUCAGAGGCGUUAAGCAUUAAGGUCCAGUAUGGCUGCCAGUAUCCCAGGAGUAAUAGCGAUAGUGUUUUUCUACCUGCUGAUCCUUGGAGUCGGCAUCUGGGCUUCUUUCAAGUCCAAGAAGGAAAGGAACAAAUCUCCGGGUGACACUAUGGAGAUGGCCCUGCUGGGAAACCGAAGCAUCAAUAAAGUUGUGGGGAUCUUCACCACGGCAGCUACGUGGAUUGGCGGAGGCUUCAUUGUUGGAUUGGCAGAAUUUGUGUACCACCCCUCUAUGGGCCUAAUCUGGGCUUCCAGCUACAUUAUAGGAGAUGCAAUGUCUUUGAUUAUUGGUGGUCUUUUCUUUGCUGGGCCAAUGAGAGAAAGAAAAUACGUGACCAUGAUGGAUCCUUUCCAUAUCAGGUAUGGAAAAGUACCAAUGGCUGUUUUUUCUCUGGCCACAAUUGUGACUGACAUUUUGUGUGUGACAGUAACACUAUCUGGUUUAGGUGGAACCAUGAGUGUGAGUCUGGAUUUACCAUUCGCCAUAUGCAUCUGGAUCUCUGCUGCUGUGGCUAUUAUCUACACACUAAUGGGAGGUCUCUACUCUGUGGCCUACACGGAUGUUGUACAGCUUGCCCUCAUGUUUAUCAGCUUGUGGUUCUGUGUCCCCUUUGUCCUGAUGAACCCGUUCUCCUUGGACAUCACUCAGACAGCCCUGAACAACACUUUACAGGCUCCCUGGAUGGGUACACUAGAAACAGACAAAGCCUGGAUAUGGGUUGACAAUUUGUUUCUUUUGACUCUGGGUUGCCUGGGCUAUCAGGAGUUCCAUCAGAGGAGUUUGUCUGCCUGUUCCUCAGCCGCAGCUAAGAUCAACUGUUUUGUUGCUGCUGCAAUUGUUCUUAUUUUUGCAAUUCCUCCUGUCCUGAUUGGAGCAGUGGCUGCAUCAACAGACUGGAACCUUACUUCUUAUGGUUCUCCAUCUCCAUUUGAACGUGGGGAGGCAACAUUUGUAAUGCCCAUUAGCUUGCACCACCUCACUCCAACCUAUGUCUCCAUCAUCGGUAUCGGAUGUAUCGCUGCUGCCGUGAUGUCAUCGACUGAUUCUGCCUUGCUGGCUGCAGCUUCCAUCUUCACCUCCAACAUCUAUAAGAGCAUCCUGCGGACCCAGGCAUCAGACAGAGAGAUUCAGUGGGUGAUCCGUGCUUCUGUGUUGGUAGUGGGCGUGGUUGGUACAUCACUCACCAACCUGAAAAACAGCAUCUUACUGUUCUGGUUCAUUGCUGCUGAAGUGGCCUACAUCAUAAUUUUCCCUCAACUGGUCUGCGUCCUCUUCUUCAACAUCUCUAACGGUUACGGGGCUGUUAUGGGCUUCCUGGUGGGAUUGGUGUUAAGACUGCUCAGUGGAGACCCAUCACUAGGGUUAGCACCAGUCAUACACUUCCCAGGAUGCACUCUUGAAGACGGUGUUUAUGUCCAGUACUCUCCAGUUAAGACCAUCUCCAUGCUGUCUGCCAUCGCUGCCAUCUUGUUGUUCUCCUACCUGGCUUCUGUGCUCUUCAACAAAGGACUGCUUCCUGAGAAGUGGGAUGUGUUCAAAGUGAAAGCCCAGAACUCACCUCAACCACUGACACCAAGAGAUGGUGCCACAGAACAUAAUAAGAAUGAGGAAUUGAACAGAAACAACUCUCAGACCGAGACAUCAGAGCCAAUGAUUAGCACUAGCUGUUAGCGUUCCAGUGUGUACAGCGGUAUCUUGUUUACUUGAAGCAUUAUAGACUAGUAAAUACUAGUAAAUAGAUCAAAUUACAUCACUUUGGAGAUUUCUGCAUCCAGAACAUGAAUGGAUCAUGAUCAUGGUGCCCAUAAGUUGCUCACCAGCACAUAAGCCUUAAAGGAUUCUUCUUUUUCUGAUUGGCUCUUACCUUGUGUGUAAACAUGUCAAUCUAUUUAAUAAAAAAAAUCAUGAAGCAAAGAUACAGAUGUCUGUUUUUUGUAAAUAAAAAUAAAUAAAAAAGAUUCUAGCAGUAUUGCAGUUGGUCCCUGGGACAAAUUGUGAUCCCAAUUCAGUGUGUUGUGUAGAUUAUGUUGUUCUAGUGUUGUGAUAUUAGAAAAAUUACAACAAUAAACCGUAUAUAUAUAUCCUUCCAUCCAUUAUCUGUUACCGCUUAUCCCA